AUAGAAAAAGGCUUGCGAGAGGCUAUUUGAAAAUACGAACUUGUGGAACAGGUUCGGGCAGAAUAUUUACUAAGCAGGAUUUGAAGACAGGACUGAAAGACAAGCUUCGCAUUGACUUCUCACAUUUCCUCUUAUAUUCUUAUCUCUUCAGUCUCAGUUUUCUGGCUUUAUGAAUCUAAGAAAUCUGCCAAGAUAGAGUUCAACGAAGGAUCAAAAUGUCAUCGUAUAUAAUGAGGGAUUUGAUCAUCGUUUUCAUAAUUGUGGCAACAGCUGAUGUGUGUGUGGCUAGUUGGACAUCUCUUUCUGGCCAGCGAUCGAUUCCAUCUGCAAAAUCUGAGGUCAGCGCCUUAGUAACCACAAUAAUUCAGGGAAUCAUCCAACUGUACCAAGCCACAAGUGUUUCAUGCACACCUUCCACAGCGUUUACAGCUUCAGACGCAAUAACAAAAAUGCCUAAUAUUUCUGCCUCCAUAACAAUGUCAUCCUCUGCGGACACUACUACAACAACAAUUCCAACUUCAUCCACAACAUCACCAAUGUCUGUAACUGCAACUCCUACCAUAACACUACCAUCAUCUUCAGGUUCAAACACGACAUUAGUUCUUACCACAUCUAGAACUAUGACUUCUUCCUCAACCAAAAUCUCAGCCCUAGAUGAUUCUACAUUGAUAGUAUCUACACCUCCAAUCUCUACAACAUCAAUGCCUGGAACUGGAACUUUUACCACAAAAAUUCCAACAUCCACAUCAUUACCCAUAAUCACUGCAUUAACAGAAUCUACCACAUCAGUUCUUACAACGUCAUCUGUCACAACAUCUUCCCCACCAGACUAUAAAUCAACAACAUCUAAACCUACAAACUCUACACCAUCAAUGUCUUUAGGCUCUAUGACAUACACCAUUAUGAAUUCAUCCUCAUCUAUGACCACUGGACCCCGAGAAUCUACCACAAAAAUACCUAUUACUUCAACCUCAGUCAGAGUAGCUACCCUACCAGACUCAAUAACAAAAUUAUCAGUGCCUUCAUAUUCUACAUCAACAAUGCAUGUAACUCCAGCCUUGACAACAACAAUACCAAUAUCUUCAAUUUCAACAACAAGACCUUCAAUUUUAGUUCCAACCACAUCCAUAAAUAAGAAUUCACCCUCAACCACAAUUACUGCACCCCCAUAUUCCAGUACAACACGUAUAAAUGCAUCUCAUGUCACUCUUUCUCCCCACCCACACUUUGCAUCAACACUAUCUACACCUUCAUCCUCUACAAUAAUACCUGUAACUGUAGCAGCUACCAGAAAUAUAGCAGCAUCUACAUCAUCAACAAAAAUCACUGCAACCGUAGAAUCUAGCACGACGCCUAUAACAUCAUCCUUUAUCACAAUGUCUACCUCUCCAGACUCUAUCACAACAUCUACACCUCCAUCCUCCACGCGAUCAAUGUCUGUAACCUCUGCCUCCACAUUACCAUCAUCUUCAGCCUCAAUGAUAAAACCUUCAACUUUAGUUACUACCACAUCAAAAAUUAUGUCAUCCUCAAACACAAUCACUGCACCCCAAGACUCCACCACAACAAUGCUUCUAACAUCAUCCUCUGUCACUCUACCUACAUCACCAAAAUCUGUCUUGACAAAAAGACCCUCUACAACAAUGCUUAUACCUGUAACCUCAAAAAGAAAUAUUCCAAUAUCUAUUUCAAGCACAAUCAUUAUACCGCCAGAAUCAAACACAAGAACAUCAACCUCUGUUACUACCUCUACUCUACAAGACUCUGCAUUGACAAAACCUGGGCAUUCAUUGUCAACAUCAUCAAUUCCUUUACCCACAGCUUCUCCCACAUCUAUAACAUCAUCAGCUUCAGCCACAAUUGCACCCCCAGAAUCCACCACAACAAUACCUAUAAAUCCAGCUUCUAUCUAUACAUCUCCCCUAUCAGAUGUUAGAAUGACAAAAUCUGCAAUUUCAUCUCUUAAAACAAUGUCAGUAACUGAAACCUCUACCAGAAAUAGUCAAAUAUCUACUUCAUCAACCACAUUCACUACACCACCAGAAACUACAACACAAUCAUUUUCUCUUACUACAUCUGUUCCACCAGACUCUACCUCAACAAAAUUUGCUCAUUCAUCAUCAAUUAAUUUAUACUCAACAAUACAGACAUCAGCAGGCUCAAUCACAAUUACUACACCCCCAGAACCUACCAAAACAAUACCUAUAAAUGCAUUUUAUUCCACUAUAUCUCCCCUAUCAAAUGGUACUUUAACAAAAGAUACUGCAUUAUCAAAAUCAAUGCUUGUAACUCCAACCUCUACCAGAAAUAUCCCAAUACUUACUUCAUCAAUCACAAUCACUACACCACCAAAAUCUCCCACAAAAAGACCAUCAUUCUCUUUUAUUACAUCAACCCCACCAAAUCCUACCUUAACAAAACCAAAUUCGUCUUUUACAUCAGUUCCUUUACCUACAGCAUCUAGCAGAAUAGCAACACCUUCUGCUUCAACCAAAAUCAUCGCACUCCCAUUACCCACCACAACCAUUCCUAAAAAAACACCCUCUGUCACUUCAUCUCGUACAACGAUACCUGUAACUGAAAUCUCUACUAGGAAUAUUCUAAUAUCUACUUCAUCAAUCACAGUCAGUAAAACACCAGAAUCUACCACAAAAUUACCAUCUUCUCUUACCACAUCAACUCCACAAGAUCCUACCUUAAAAAAACUUACAUCUUCAUCUUCUAGACUAAUGUCUGUAGCUAUAAUGUCUGCCAGAAAUAUAGCAACAUCUGCUUCAUCAAUCACGAUCACUACACCACCAGCAUUUACUACAUCUGUGUCAAAAACUACAACUGGAUCAGGUACAUCAACAACAACUGAGACACGAACUGCAAACAUUUUCCCAGUCUCUGCAUCAACAUCUUCAUCCACUAGUCACUCUACACCAACAAUCUCUUCAGGUUCUCCUCCAGCGCUGACAAAUGAAUCCCUAAACCAAGCAACCAUCCCAACAACUGUGUCUAAAACUACAAUCACUAGAUCUUGGACAACAUCAAGGACAACGGCAGCAGUUGCAAAAAGUGCUGGAAACAUUUCCCCAGUUUCUGCAUCAUCAAAUUUAUUCCUUUCUCAAAUCAUAUCAAAAGGCUCUUCAGCCUCUCCUCCAUCAAUGACAAGUGAAUCCCCAUCCCAUGCCACCGCCUCAAAAACUACCGCAGCUGGAUCCAGUGUAACAUCAUCAACAACAGCGACAAGUACUGCAAACAUUAUCCAAGUUUCUACAUUAUCCACUGCAGAAAUGACAAGUCAGUCCAUAACCCAUGCUAAUGUCUCACCAUAUAUGUCAAAAACUACAACUACAGUACCCGGAUCAAUUACAACAUCAGUGACAUUUGCAACAGCUGCUAAAAACACUACAGACAUUUUUCCACUUGCUCCCUCAUUAUCUUCCUCCCCUACUCAAACUGAAUCAACAAAUUCUUCUCAUCCAUCACACACAAGUAAAUCCCUAACUCUUGCCACUAUCUCAAUGUCUGGGCCUAAAAGUACAGCAUCUACAUCUACUAUAUCAACAUCUACUGAAACAGCCACUACUAAUACUGUAAACCAAUUUCCAGUCUCCAUGUCAUCAUCUUUAUCUUCUAGUAAACCUUCAAGAAAAAGGUCUUCAACAUCAUAUUCAUUCCCUAAUCACUCUGCAUCAACAAGCUCGACCUCUGCUCCAUCAAUGAUAAGUGAAUCCCAAACCCUUUCCACCAUCUCGACAUCUGUGUCAACAGCUAUAGCAGCUGCAUCCGGUAUGACAUCAUCAACAACUGUGACAGGUACUGCACACAUCAUAUCAGCCUCUGCACCAUCAUCAUCAUCAUCAUCCCUUAGUCACACUGCAUCAACAAGUUCUUCAGCUUCACCUCCAUCAAAAACAAGCGAAUCCCUAACCCAUGCCACCGUCUCAACAACUGUGCCCAUGACUGCAGCAGCUGGAUCUCAUACUCCAACAACUGCAACAGCUGCUACAAGUAAUGCAAACCAUUUUCCAGUCUCCAUGUCAUCAUCUUUAUCUUCUAGUAAACCUUCAAGAAAAAGGUCUUCAACAUCAUAUUCAUUCCCUAAUCACUCUGCAUCAACAACCUCGACCUCUGCUCCAUCAAUGAUAAGUGAAUCCCAAACCCUUUCCACCAUCUCGACAUCUGUGUCAACAGCUAUAGCAGCUGCAUCCAGUAUGACAUCAUCACCAACUGCGACAGGUACUGCAAACAUCAUAUCAGCCUCUGCACCACCAUCAUCAUCCCUUAGUCACACUGCAUCAACAAAUUCUUCAGCCUCACCUCCAUCAAAAACAAGUGAAUCCCUAACCCAUGCCACCGUCUCAACAUCUGUGCCCAUGACUACAGCAGGUGGAUCUCAUACCCCAAAAAUUACAACUGUUGCUGUAAGUACUCCAAACGUUUUUCCAGUCUCCAUGUCAAUAUCUUCAUCUUCUAGUCAAGCUUCAAUAAAAAAGUCUUCAACAUCAUCUUCAUUGCCUAGUUACAAUGCAUCAAGCUCUUCAACCUCUGCUCCAUCAAUGAUAAGUGAAUCCCAAACCCUUUCCACCAUCUCGAAAUCUGUGUCUACAGCUAUAGCAGCUGCAUCCAGUAUGACAUCAUCAACAACUGUGACAGCCACACUGCACUAA
This is a messenger RNA of Brienomyrus brachyistius, 4658 nucleotides long. RefSeq lists its product as uncharacterized. The record is from RefSeq and is a predicted model, not a curated record. NCBI's taxonomy places the organism in Eukaryota, Metazoa, Chordata, Actinopteri, Osteoglossiformes, Mormyridae. Bases 216 to 4658 code for a protein of 1480 amino acids. The transcript has 5 exons.